Messenger RNA from Sugiyamaella lignohabitans, 7191 nucleotides. RefSeq names its product putative DNA/RNA helicase SEN1 (gene SEN1). Lineage: Eukaryota; Fungi; Ascomycota; Dipodascomycetes; Dipodascales; Trichomonascaceae. Bases 1 to 7191 code for a protein of 2396 amino acids. The transcript is spliced from 2 exons. The record is from RefSeq and is a predicted model, not a curated record. Gene Ontology annotation, molecular function: transcription termination site sequence-specific DNA binding; helicase activity. Gene Ontology annotation, cellular component: nuclear body. Gene Ontology annotation, biological process: termination of RNA polymerase II transcription.
AUGGCACCCACACCCACUGAAAUUGCCCAGCAGGCUUAUGAGGAAGCACUCAAGCUGAAUCAGGACUGGGUAGAAAACACCUCUAUUCAGCAUCUGUUUUUAGCCAGUGUUUCUUCAGCAAAAGCUCUAUUAGCACAGACAAAGCUUGCAGAGCAGUCGCAUGUUGAAUGGUGUCAUUGGUUCUGUGAUGAGAAAUGGCGUCCUUUAGCAGCUAAUGCACUGUUUGUGCUUUCAAUGGAUGGAUCGAAACAGGCCAUCGGUCUCUAUGAUAAACUCGGUCUAGUGGUUUCCAAAUGUGCUUCUUGUGGUGCUUUUUAUCAUUUGGAAUUUGAAAAGACCAGGAUCAUGCUCAAGCAAAGACUGCACAUUGGCGAUGACAAAAUCAGUAUUUUUGAGCGCGCUGUCCAGGCUCAAGACAAGGAUCGUCUAUUGUCAGUUUUUCAGGACCUUUCAGACUGGAAAAAGACGUUUGAACAGGAGAAUGUUGGCGUUUCUAUUCCUAUAGAAAAACGUGCUAGCUUCUUCGUGCCCAUGGUAGAAUGUCUUUACUGUCCAUGGUUAUUCUCCCCAUUAAACCUGGCAUGUACCAGUGGGGAUGACGACAAGUUAUAUACGCUAUUCAAAGAAGCGUUUACACUUUUUGAAGAUGCAAAGGUAUAUGAUCCAGUUAUUAUCAAGACGCGCCAUUCAUUCUGUUUAGGUGCAGAGGUCCUUUUUUUUAGUAUGGAGCCGAAAAUUCAUCAGCUUGCAAAGUCUGUUAUUAUGAGGUUCACCUGCAUUUCAGUUAAUUCUGAUAAAAGCCCUGAAGUUUGUGUUCUUUAUCCAAAUUUAACAUCCAACAUGGUGGGUUUGAUUAAUGAUACUGCAUUACAAGUUAUGGAAUAUAUGGGGCCCAUCAAACCUGGGUUGGCAGAAAACCCAUUUUCUCAACUCAUUAACGUGAACAAUCCUUCGGUAUUAUAUCUUCUAAAUGCAUCUUAUUUUGUGGGCAUGUUAUAUUUUUGCCGCAAUAAAAACUACUUGAAGAUAGAAUUAAAGGAUGUUCUAGAUCCAUCGGAUAAUUUCUUGAAUUUGCUUCGUAAUUGUCUAUCUUACACUCCCAGUGAUGAAUCCACUGGAAGAUUUAGCAUGGCCCUGUCCGCUCUUAAUACUUUACUAUUAUGGAAACCCGUUGAUCUGAUGUAUCUGACAACCAAACUGGCACCUCUAACUUUCAAAGAUAUAGCCCAGAGCAUGCUUACCCAGUCCAAUCAACUUUUCAGCAGUGGUAAGGCUCGACUGAUCAGUAACCUGUCGUCGGUGGCUAUAUUUCCAAGCUAUGAUGUAACCUAUGAGUUUGGUAUCAGCGACUGGUAUAAUUGGUUGAAUGCUAUAUUCAAAGCUGACCUGCCGGGACAUGGUCCAAGGAGCCAGGGUCAGAAUGGAAGUCAAGAAAAUUCUCAAGGUCGGAGCACCAGUCCAGUUACGGCAUCAGAAAGUGCUACCGGCGAUUCAUCGCUUGCUUCUCAACCUUCACAACCUAGCUCGGCUUUGGCGGUAGAUGAGAAUACUAAGCUCAACAUCUGUAAUAUCAUACUAAACGUGUUGGACCGUCAUAUCACGUCAUUACCUGUCCAGACAGAAGCCGCGAAACGUUCAUCUCUUAUCAGAAGAUUUCUGAUAGUUGCAAUUAGUGGUUUAGAUUUUCCAAAAUCGGUUGAGAAUGGUCUGCCCAAAAUUUCUGAUGUAUCGCGCUUGAUGAGAGCAACAAUUAGAGGUAUUGUAGACAAGGGUUCAAGGUAUAUCCUGGACUCCAGGUCUAGUCGGGACUUGCUACCGCUGGUGUAUCAACUUAUCCGACAGUGUUUGGAAUUUGAUAUUAUAUCAUCUAUUGGAGCUGCUGUCACAAAGGCCUCGACCCCGAAUGUCGGAGACAAAAGUGCUAGUAAUUCAGCGAGGCCGUCAAAUGGCCUCUGGCAGGCUAUUAAUAGAAUGCCUCGACUUUUUGACGUGGAUUUCACAACAAAUAUUCUUAAAGGUUUAAAACUUGCUGCAUUUACUUUCGAGUCGCCCACCCUUGCUAAUAACUCACCAAUUCAACCCGACGUAUUAAAUCAAGCCGCAGAUUCAUUACGAAUCAUCAGUGAACUCGAUCCUGUUGUGAUUAGAAAAGUUUUCAAAGAUAGAGAUGCUCUAGUAUCAGUGUUUCUGUCAAGUUUCUCUGGUUCGAUUGAACUAAGUGAUCUUGCCAUUGACGUUAUCUGCCAGACUCUCGACGAAACGAGUAGUCGUUCUGAAGCAUUUAAACAGUUGUUGAGAGAUGAUCCUAAGCUGGUAGUGCGGUCUUUCAACGAAGCUGUUGAUCUAGUUCGAAGUGUUGGCAUGUUUUCUCCAUGUGCCAAGCUGAUCAAGGUUAGCCAGGACUUUGUUGAUGCUCUGUACUCUCCUCACGGUGGUGUAGUUGAUGGUCGCUUCAAAGCCGAUCUGACAAAAGAUAUUGAGGAAAAUGAACUGCUGCAAUACUGGCUCAAAACUUGGAGUUUCCUACAGUUUACUUUCAAAAAUACCCGUAACUGGGGUGAGACUUAUAUCAUGUCGACGAUGAAAGAUUUUUUUCGUGAAGAGGCACAUUACUGUCAGACUUUGUUGGACCAGUUCAGACUGUUUGAGGUCGAUUUACCAUUUGAGGCAGAUCCAAAUAUUUCACAUGGUGAACGACUGGCGUUACCAGUUGCGAGUACUAUAGAGUUGAUGUGCGAUUUGCUACGUCUGAGGGACACUCAGCUGCUAGACGCUUGUUUCAGAAACAUUAUCUCAAUUAUAGAACUAAUGAAGUCUUUUAACGUCAAACUUCCGGAAAGCUUAGUCGAAGUUUUCAAGCGAUGUUCUUCAGGCAAGAUCACCAACAAGCUUUCACAGGAUAAUAUUGCCCAACUUUUGGCUGCUCUAAACAGUAUGGGAGUAUUGUCUGAGGCAGAAAUUGAGACUAUUCAGAUGGAGUCUCAGAUGAGGAAGAAAAAAUCUGGAUCAGUUUCCGUUACCCCUGCACACACACAAUCACCACCUCCAGGUAGCGGUCUUACCUUGGCAAACUUGCCACUUCGAUCUGGCAGUACAGUCAAGGCACCUGCUAUCUCCAUUAAAGGUGUUAGUAGCCGUCAAAGAACGCUGUUGGAUAUGUACCAGAAAACUCCCGAUGGAAGACCGCCUCCUGUUGUGAUACCUCCUCAUAGCAGUUCCGUUCAGCCAAGUGCUCCCCCUCGUACUAGUGCAAUGGACUUGUUAAGAGAAUCCGUCAAACAAAACCGCAUGUCCUCUACAGGAGCUGCCAUGUUGGCUGCCACUUCGUCAAAGCCUCCUGCUAAGGAAAUACAUCCUCCUCGUCCACCAGGCUUUAAUUCUAGGAGAACCGUUCUUCCUUCCUCCAGUGCGUCGUCUACACCAGCUCCGUCUAGUCUUAAUAGUUCCGAUGUCUCGGAUCAAAGUGACGACGAAUCUGACGACGGCCUUUUCACGGAAAAGAAAGCCGCUGAUACUGGUCCUAAAAUGCGUAAUAUUAACAGGCCAGGAUUUAGAAUCAAUACCGCCAAUAUGACUCGAAAAGGAACGCCGACAGUUGCUCAGAAGCAAUUGGAAAAGAGGCUCAUGCAACAGCGUCUGAAUAUUGACAUGGGGCCUUUGCACAAGGAAGUGUUGUCCUGGGAUUACUUUGCUAGGAAUGAUUAUUUCCAAAAGUCUAAAGGACAAUUAAAGCCCGUGCAAUCGGAAUUCAAGUCUGUUGAAGAUUAUCAGUCCACUUUUACCCCUCUGUUAAUGUUAGAGUGUUGGGAGGGUAUACAGAAAGUUAAAGAGGAAAAUGUGGGACGCGUACCGUUCAAGAUUCAGGUCGGUAAACGGGUCAAGUGUGAUGAUUUUUAUGAUGUGUAUGCCUCGGUUUCUAUGAAAGAAUUUCAAAUUAUAAAACUUGGCGAAUCAGAUCUUAUCGUGCUGUCGUAUCAUACCAACUUGGAAGUCAAGGCAUUAAUGCCCCAACAUAAUGUGCCCCAUUGCUAUGCUAGAAUACAACAGAUUAAUUUGCAUCAGGAUUACGCAGAUCUAAUUUUGAGAACCUAUGAACCUGGUAAAAUGAUUGGAUAUUUGAGCCAAAAUUGUGUGAUAUGCGGAUUGAAAGCUUCAAGUCCCCCAGGUACUGGUAAAACUAAAACUAUUUUAGCAAUUGCCGGAGCAUACCUUACAUCAGCGAUACCAGCAUUAUCUCAGUUUGAUGAUGAUGUGCCCAAUACCCGUAGGAUAUUGGUGUGUGCACCGUCAAACGCCGCAGUUGAUGAACUUGUGCUGCGUUUUAAGUCGGGAAUCAUAGGAUCACAUGGUAAGGUAUUCGAGCCGUCAGUGGUCAGAUUAGGUAGAAGUGAUGCUGUCAAUAUUCAAGUUCGUGACGUUACUUUGGAAGAAUUGUUGGAUAAAAUGGUAGAAAAGAAUAGCGACGAAAAUGGUCGACAAGAUGAUAACUCAGUUCGAGAGAAGCAACAAGCGAUUAUCAAGGAGAGGAAUGAAUUAAGACGUAAGAUAGAUAAUACGCAGGAUAUAAGUGGUGAAGAAUAUUCUAAAUUGUCGGAAGAGAUUAGAGUUUUGAGCAAACAAAUCAAAGACCUCUCGAGACAAUUAGAUGUUCAAAGGGAACAACGGACUACUGCGGCAAGAAUGAGAGAAGCUCAACGCCGCAAGUUCCAAGACCAGAUACUACGAGAUGCUCAAGUUAUUUGUUGUACCCUUUCUGGUAGUUCUCAUAAGGUGUUGUCAUCGUUAAAAAUGAGGUUUGAUACUGUUAUCAUUGAUGAAGCAGCCCAAAGUGUUGAGCUGUCUGCAUUGAUACCUUUGCGUUAUGGGUGCACUCGAUGUAUUAUGGUGGGUGAUCCCAAUCAAUUGCCACCCACAGUUCUUUCCCAAGCAGCUUCUAAUUUGAAGUAUGAGCAAAGUUUGUUCGUUAGAAUGUUUGAAAAGUUUCCCGAACGAGUAUAUCUGUUGGAUACACAAUUUCGUAUGCAUCCCGAUAUUUCUGAGUUUGCAAGUAGGGAGUUUUAUGGCGGUCGUCUUUAUAAUGGAGAUGGUAUGGCUUCGUUAACGGCUAGGGCUUGGCAUAGUAAUCCAAUGUUAGCCCCUUACAAGUUUUUCGAUGUUGUUGGUUCUCAAAAGAAGUCAAUCGACACCAAAUCCAUGUAUAACACAGAGGAAGCAGAAGCUGCUUAUGCUCUUUAUGAAAUGCUGUUCAAAACAUGCAGUGAGAACGGAAUACAUGAUUUGGCCGGUAAAGUGGGCAUUAUUUCACCCUACAAGCGUCAAGUGAAGGAGCUUAGAUUCGUAUUCAGAGCUCACCUUGGUGAGGCAGCAUCGAAUCAAAUCGAUUUUAAUACAAUUGAUGGAUUCCAAGGUCAAGAAAAAGAUGUUAUUAUUCUCUCAUGUGUAAGAGCUCAACCAGAUGCUCAAGGCGUAGGUUUCUUAGGCGAUACACGACGUAUGAAUGUAGCAAUUACUCGUGCGAAAAGUUCGAUGUGGAUUCUAGGCAAUGAAAAUAAUUUGGUUAAAAAUCCUGUUUGGAAAAGAUUGAUUGGUGAUGCUCGUCAGAGAAAUAUGUUUGUAAAGCUAAGGGCCGAUGUGCAAGAAAGUUUGCAAGAACAGAUAAUUGCAAGGGCGACUCAACAAGCGAGGGCUCAAAUUGAACAGAGAACACCCGACGUACAGGCUCAAAGUGUAGCUAGGGAAGCACAUGCUGAUAACCUCGCUAAACGUCUAGCAGAAGAUCAAAUUAUCAAGGAGGAGGGAGAUAAGAAAUUGAAAAUUGAUGCUGCCCCUGCUGUGACAGAAGAACCUGUCCUCAGCAAGAAAGAAAGGAAGCGACUUAAGAAUGCCGAGAAAAAAGCAAGAAAGUUGAAGGAAUUGGAGCUGAGACAAAUGAACGCGCGUGAUCCGAGGUUCAGACUGUAUAAUGUUUCAGAUUCAAGUUCACCAUCAGACACAAGCCGAUUUAGCAGCCCAAGCAGUUUAGGUGAUGUUGAUAAACAUCCGCCGCAGCGUAAUAGCGGACCGCCUGUAGAUGGUAAUAUCUUUAAUGGCACUGAAAAAGAAUCAACAAAGGAGCCUAAAACUAGUGAUUCUAGUAAAGAAGAACUAUCGACUCCGAAUUCGAUUCCAAAUACUCCGUCAUCUCGAGAUGAAUUUGCCAAUAAAGAGUUUGAUGCUCCUCCGAAGACCCUUUCAAAUAAUAUCAGAAGCGGUAUCAAUGAUAAGACUUCCAAUUCUAAAAGUGUCGAUAGUGAUGGCUUGCAUUCUUCUGAUUCCAUGGCUCUUGCUAGGGACCAAGUUGUGAACUCUAAGAUGGAUAUGUCAGAUCGAUCAGAUGAUGUUUCUAACGUCAAGGGGCCAUAUAUUGCCCGUCUACGAGUGGAUACUGAUUCGUCGACUUCAGAUUACGGUAGAAAUCAAGAGCUUUCGAAUGGUGGUGCAUCUUCUCGCCAGGGCCAACUUCCGCCAAAUAACGAACCGGAGUGGCUUCGGCCUAAUGUAGCUGAACGACCAUACCGACCCCAAACUGCAGACGAGGAAUCUCGGUCACGUCCUAGUGAUGACGAUAGAGAUCCACGGCAACCGAGGUCUCGCGACAAUAACGAAUCUACUAGGGCUUGCCCUAGUGAUGAUAAACAACCCUAUCGACCCCACUCUAGUGAUAAUAGAGAUUCGUACCGACCUCGUCCGAAUGAUGACCGCGAACCAUAUCGUUCGCGUUCUCGUGAUGAGAGAGAUUCAUAUCGUCCACACUCCAGUGAGGACUACGAACAUAGUAGGUCACGACCACGUGACGAUAGAAGCUACAAUGUACAACGUUCUCAAGCGGAUAGAGACUAUCGACAGGGUCACCAAAAUGAAAGAGACUACUGGUCUCGUAAUUCUGACGAUAGGGGGUCGUAUCGUUCUCAUCCUGAAGAUGAUAGAGGGCCACAUCGACCUCGUCAUUUGGACGACAGGGAGCCGAAUCAGCCUCGUCCGGGAAAUGAUAGAGAAACCUAUAGACCACGUCCUUCGUUCCGUCCAGCUCCUGAAAGAGAGCCAUACAAUCCCGAUUCACGUAAAAGAUUCCCGACAGUACCCCGUAAAAGGAACCCACCUGGGGAUCCGUUUGUCAGGCCGAGAAAGAAGGGGCCUCCUCCCCCGAAGUGA